UCAGGAUCACACUUGAUAACUGCUAAUGAACCAGAUUUGCAACUCCAAACAGCACAACUGGAAUAUUUAUAUUAAUAUAGCAUUGGAAUAACGAACAUGCUGUUACUAGUCAGUGUUAUUCUCAUCUUGUGGGUUUCCUGUGCUCAUGGACAAGAGGAGGGAUGGUCACCAACACCAAAGUGUAUCAGUGAUGCUUUUUUUCCUUGGGUGGAAAAUGGUCAUUCGGCAUCUUCAGGACGGAUACACCAGGAAGGUGACACUGUACAAAUUGUCUGUAAUAAGGGGUUACAGGCUUCCCAUAAUCAGAAGAGUAUCCAAGUGACAGAACGUGGCUGGUCUUUUCCUCCUAAAUGCAAUCAGCUAGGCCCUGAAGGAAAAUGUGGGCCCCCUCCACCCAUCGACAAUGGAGACUUUACCUCAUUCCCAUUAAAAGCUUAUGCUCCGGGAUCAUCAGUUGAGUACCAAUGCCAGACCUUCUAUGUACUUCAUGGAAACCGUACUAUAAUAUGUAGUAAUGGACAGUGGUCAGAACCACCAAAAUGCUUAGAUGCAUGUGUGGUAUCAGAAGAAAUCAUGGAAAAACAUAAUAUACAGUUGCGAUGGAGACAUGAGAAAAAAUUUUAUUCUAGAACAGGGGAUAUUAUUGAAUUUAUAUGUAAAGUUGGAUAUCAUAGAAAGUCACAAGGUGACUCAUUUCGAACAACCUGUCAGGAAGGGAAACUGACGUAUCCCACUUGUGUAUAAAGCAAUGAUUAAGAUACAGUCCUAAAAUUAUAAUGUGUACAUUUAUUCCGAAGUUUCCAUGAUGAAUCCAGUUCUUCUCAUUUUUUCAACUAUUGCUCAUUUUUAUUCGUAAAUCAGAAUUUGUGUUAAAUAGUAUGUGGAUGAUAGACAUAACCUGAGGGACAAAUGAAUCACUUCUUAAAAACACCAUAUUAAAACUUGGUGAACUAAAAUGCUAUGUGUCCUAGUCAUAGAAUAUCUGUGGCAAGAAAUUAAUUGUGAUCUCUUCAAUGCCUGCUCCUUUCCAUCCUUCUCCUAACUUUCUCAAAGAUUUCUCCAUAACUCCUGAGGCUUCCUGAAGCUCUCUAUUUCAGAGAAAAUGGGGGGAAAAUGCUUGCACUCAUCUUCAAAGUCAUUUCACUUUACAACACAUAGAAACCUAACUGUGUUAUACCUAUGUUAUUUAUAAGAUGUAAGAAGUUACUUAGUUUGCUUUUCUCUCAAUAGAUAGAUAUGCCAAAAAAUGAUGAAAUGCAUGAUCUCUUAUGUGUAUCUAGCAAACAUAAUAAUUCAAACAAAUCAUAAAGAGGAAUUCAAAUCUAACUAGGGGCAUAACUAUAACUACAUUAAAAGUGACUUCAAAAGUCCAAUAUCAAGUAUAGACACACACACACACACAUACACACACACACACACAAAAUGCUUGGAAUACUGAAUAAAUGUUUAUAGAAUAAAGGAAUAAAGGCUGGCAGAAAGCACAAAAAUUUAUAACUAAUUGAAUUUAGAGAUAAUAGAGGGAAGAGGGGCUGUUUAACUCCUUUAUGCUUACCUGUAUUCUCCAAUUUUUUAUCUUUAAUAUAUAUCACCUUUGAGCCAUAGGAUACCUAAUUUUAAAAUAAAGAUACAUAAAAAGUAAGACAAUGUACAUUGCGAACUAUAAAGACUUCUGGUGAUUAUCCUUAGAUCUAAAAAUAUUUUCAUGAUUUUGCUGGUAUGGAGGGCUUUGGAAACAAUCUAUGACAAGAGUCUGAAAUACGAUUUUUAUGUUCAUAUAUUUCAAACAACAUAAUUAGUAUCCGUUGACUAAAAGCAUUUUAAAUUUCUACAAAAACACAACUUUAAGGUGAAAAUAAAGAUAUACAUAAUUAAGAUAAAAAUAUUUUAAGGUGAUAUCUUGUAACUUUGCACUGCAUCAAACCAAGUGCAUUCCUGCUUCGAAUGAGAAACCUGUCACCAGUGGAGUCAAUUUAUCUAAAUGUGAAUCAUUGGUAACAGCCAGUUUGCUCACAAAUAAGGAAACACUGUUAGAAUUGGCAAGUUAUCUUUGCUGUUAAUGUUAGCACUUGUGUAUAUAUACUAUUCUCCAAAACCUCUCACCUUAUGUUUAUAAAAUCUAUAUAUGAUACCUGUAUAAAAUCAGUUAUUUCAAAAUAGUGAUUUUUAAGAUCAAUUGUAUCUUUUUUUGCACUUUCUGUCAUUCUUGUAUAAAGGUGAGUGCUAAUUUAUCAACUCUGUUUAAACUUUCACCUAAUAUGAUCUGGUAAAUCUUUAUUUUUUUCUAUUUAUUUUCAAUUUUUGGAGAAAGGACUUGAUGUAAUAGUGACCUUCUGUGAUUGCUUUAAAGACUUUUUAAGCAUGGUAUUGGCCUGGAUUUGUGAAUUUUUAUUUACUCAAUUUGUUGCAAUCAAUUGUAAUCAUUAUUCUUAGAAGCAUAAAUAAUCCCAAAUUUGGCUAGUGAA
This is a messenger RNA of Lutra lutra (Eurasian river otter), 2462 nucleotides long. RefSeq names its product complement factor H-related protein 2-like. NCBI's taxonomy places the organism in Eukaryota, Metazoa, Chordata, Mammalia, Carnivora, Mustelidae. The record is from RefSeq and is a predicted model, not a curated record.